AUGAAAUUUCAGGUCGAAGGCGAAAAUCCGUUCCGCGAUAUUCUUUCGGUUUUCGACGAGGCUGAGAAGAAGGGAGAGAACGCGGCAGUCACCACAGAGAACGUGUUCAAGCUAUUCGAGGACAAACCGACAUCUACUGAGGCACCGAAGAUUGAGAAAGAGCCAGUAAAGGACGUGGUUGACAACGCUGCACAGAUUGACGUACCAACUGAGAAUGUCCCCAAGCCAGCUGAGGAACAGAAGCCUGAGCCAGAGAAUAUUUUCAAGGCAGUAGAGGAGCAGAAGCCUGAGGAAGCACAGAUCCCGGAUGAAGACUCUGAGGGACCUGUUGCACCAGUUGUCAUUGAGGACAGAUUCCCACGUCUUGGUGCCAGAACUACCGUACCUGUAGAGACCACCACUCCUGUAGCUGAUGUCGAGAACGAUGAGGACAUGGAGCAUGAUCCACUCGCCGCGUUUCUGAGGUGA
Cooperia oncophora is the source of this 468-nucleotide messenger RNA. NCBI's taxonomy places the organism in Eukaryota, Metazoa, Nematoda, Chromadorea, Rhabditida, Trichostrongylidae. The record is from the annotation of a GenBank genome assembly.